Messenger RNA from Micromonas pusilla CCMP1545, 1548 nucleotides. RefSeq lists its product as uncharacterized. Gene Ontology annotation, molecular function: protein binding. The transcript has a single exon. The coding region runs from base 1 to 1548 and encodes 515 amino acids. Lineage: Eukaryota; Viridiplantae; Chlorophyta; Mamiellophyceae; Mamiellales; Mamiellaceae. Gene Ontology annotation, cellular component: nucleus. The record is from RefSeq and is a predicted model, not a curated record.
AUGGCGCCCUCGGCGGACGACGACCCCGCGGACGCGGACGCGUCCUCCUCCGUCGCCUCGGUCGCCGCGGCGCUUCAGGCCGUGCUCCUCGCCGCCGCGCGCGAGGUCGUCGGUCCCGUCGCGGCGACGACCGUGCUCUCGCGCCCGGCCGCGCGCGUCGACGCGACGCAGGCGGCGUCCUCGCUCGCGCCGCAGACGGACGCCGCGGACUUCAAGUCCCGCGCGGCGACCGUCCUGUUCAAGGCCCUCGCGGCGACCGCGGGGCGCGAAAGCGACGCGGAGGAGGAGAAGGAUCGCGCGGCGCCCCGGGGCGAGUGCCGCGCGUUCAUCGCCGAGAGCGACGACGGCACCGCCGCCGGUCUGACGCUGUGGCUGACGACGCCGAUGGGCGUGCGCAAACGCCGCGCGUACGCGGACGCGCGCGCGCUCGCGGACGCGCUCGUGGAGGCGAUGGAGCCGAGGGCGUUGGCCUCGCGCGUCGCGGACGUGCGCGUCACGCCGGGAGGCGAGCUCAGAUUCACCACCGUCGCCAGGCUCGUCGCCGCGCGCCGAGAAGGCCUUCUCGCGUGCCGCGUCUGCGCGUGGCUGUGCGCGGGCGACCGCGGCCUUCGGGAGCACACGCAGGUGAGGCACGCGCGGACGUACGAGGACGCGCUGAGCGCGGUCGCGGACAACAGAAACGCGCUCGUCGCGUCCGCGGCGAGCGCGACGACGACGACGCACGCCGCCGCCGCCGCCGCCGCCGCCGACGACGACGACGCGGAGCCGUCGUCGUGGCGCGACAAGCGCGCCGCCGCGUCCAAGGCGAUGACGCACCCGGGUCUGCUGGCGUGCGCGCGCGGGGACCUGCGCGAGGUGGCGCGGCUCGUGAACGAGGACGGAUGGGACCCGAAGAGCGACGUCGAGGGCGUCGGCGUGGACGCGCGCGGAUCGUGCGCGCUGCACUGGGCCGCCGGCGAGGGCCACGUGGACAUCGUCAGAUACCUCGUCGACGUCGUGGGCGAGGACCCGCGCCGCGCGCAGACGAAGAGAGACCGCCGCGGCGCGAUGCACUGGGCGGCGAGGAACGGCCGCGUGGACGUCAUGCGAUGGCUGACGAACGCGGCGCGCGUGGACGCCGACGCGCCGACGACGGACGGGACGACGCCGUUCAUGCUCGCGACGUGGAAGGGCGGGUCGAUCGCGAUGCGAUGGCUCGUGGACGACGCGGGGGUGGACCCGACCGCGCUGAACGUGUUCGGGUGCAACGCCGCGCAGUGGGCGGCGAUGAACGGCGACGUGGAGGCGUUAGAGCUUCUCGCCGAGCUCGGCGUCGACGUCGGCGUGUUGAACCGAAACGGGCACAGCGCGUUGCAUAAGGCGGCGACGAAAGGGCGGCGGGGGGCGUGCGAGUGGCUGAUCGAUGUCGCGGGGUUAGGGCUGAAGCACAUGCGCGCGGACGCGGACGGGAACACCCCCGCGGAGAUGGCGCGGUUGGAGGGGUACGCCGAGCUCGCGUCUUGGCUGUCGGCGCGGAGGACGGAGCUCGCCGCCGCCGCCGGCGACUAG